Diaporthe citri is the source of this 1329-nucleotide messenger RNA. RefSeq lists its product as uncharacterized. The record is from RefSeq and is a predicted model, not a curated record. Lineage: Eukaryota; Fungi; Ascomycota; Sordariomycetes; Diaporthales; Diaporthaceae. The transcript has 2 exons. Gene Ontology annotation, molecular function: FAD binding. Bases 1 to 1329 code for a protein of 442 amino acids.
AUGUCGGACUUCAAAGUAAUCAUCAUAGGGGCCGGCCCCACGGGCUUGACAGCAGCCCAUGCGCUGUCAAAGGCAGGGAUCGAUUUCGUCGUGCUUGAGCGAAGGCCGCAGAUUGUCGAGGAUGUCGGGGCGUCUCUUGUUUUGUUCCCGUACAACAUGCGGGUAUUUGCCCAAUUCGGGCUCCUGGAGAAGCUGCAAAACAUAGGCCACGAGGUUCUGCGCUGGGCAGACUACACGACCCUGGGCAUGUAUAUGGAAAGCUGGCACACGCAUACGAUAAGAGAGAACCACGGCUCGUACUCGUUCAUGUUUCACCGAGCAGAGCUUAUCGGAGCCAUUCAUGAUGGUCUCAGCGAAGAGGACAAGGGGCGAAUCCACACGGGCAAGAAACUUGAGAACAUUGAGGACACGGAUGACGGUGUAGUCGUCACUUGUGCCGAUGGAUCAACCUACGAAGGGUCCAUCGUCCUCGGUGCCGAUGGAGUGCACAGCCAGACAAGGAGGCUCAUGCGGGAACUGGCCCUGGAGAAAUCCCCAGACGCCGACGUCAACGACACCGAGCCCUUCCAGCAUCUGUACAAGACCAUGUGGUGCUCAUUCCCGAGGCGUUGGGAAUACGCACCCGGCGACCACUGUAUCACUCACGGCAACAAAGCCUCCCUCCAGAUGCUGAACGCCCACCACCGCGCUUGGCUGUUCGUCUACGAGAAGCUCGAUACGCCGACCACGGAGCGGGUGGCGUUCACCGAGGAGGACAUGGAGGAGUUCGCCGCCAAGCACGCCGACAUGAAGAUCGGCGACCGCCUCAAGGUCCAGGACGUCUUCCCCCACAGGACGAGCGCCGGCAUGGCGAACCUCGAGGAGGGGAUCCUGAAGCACUGGAGCGGCGGCCGCAUCGUCCUCGCCGGCGAUGCCUGCCACAAAUUUACGCCAAACGCCGGGCUCGGAUUUAACAAUGCCCUGCAGGACAUCGUCGCGCUCGUGAACGAGCUACACCGCCUGCUCGAGCCCAGCGACAAGGACGUCGCGCCCAGUGAGACCGACCUGGGUGCGCUGUUCUACCGGUACCAAGAUGCCCGCAGGGAGGGGGUCCUGGACGAUUACAAAUUCUCAGCACACUUGACCAGGUUAUGUGCCUGGCCGAACACGACGUACUGGCUUGUGGACCAAUAUGUGAUCCCCGCCAUUCCCAAUUUCAACAAGCUUCUCAUGAAGUUCAAGGGCUCGCCUUCGAUCAGCAAGGCUCUGUGUCUGGACUUUGUGGAAGGCGAGGAGCCAUUUGAAGGCAAGAUACCGUGGGUGAAUCCGGUUAAAAAGCCAGAAAACUAG